UGCUUUUGGAAUUUAAUACUUUGAAGAGAGAGAAGGAGAGAGAGACGCUUGAUGUGAUAUGUAUAUAUAUCGGUCGUUGCGAUUGAAGCACAGAAAGAAAGAAAGAAGACAGAAGGAGAAAGAGGCAUCUCCACAACUGCUGAAUAUACAGCUUGGUUUUCUCAGUUUCUUCUUGAAGAAAUAUUCUUUCCCAGGGUUUUCUUUUGGAAGGUGGAAUUGUUGAUGCAACCGAACAGUAGGGAAAUGCAAGGGAUGAAUCCGAUUCUGAACCAGUCGCAAAUGUCUCUACAAGACCUGCAAAACGGUCAACAUCAUCAUCACCAGCACCAGUCGCAUAUCAGCGACGCUUCGCAGAUUCAACAGUUCGAUCCGUCUCACGACGACUUCCUCGACCAAAUGCUAUCCACUCUGCCGUCGUGCUCCUGGCCGGACCUCGCUGGAGGUAACGCAAAGUCCUCCUGGGACCUCUACUCCGCCGCCUUGCCACCGGAAGAUCAGUCCUCCAUUCUCGCAUCCAAGCUCCGGCACCACCAGAUCAGCGGCGGGGCCAAUUCCUCCGCCGCGGCGGCAACCCUCCAGUCUUUGCUCCUUCAGCAGCAGUUGCUUCUGCAGUCCAGAGGCGGCGGAUUACGAGAUGGUUCUGGCGCCGGCGACACCGGUCUUUUGGGGAUGCCACUCGGUCUUGGCGGUGGAGACGACGUCGUCGACGCCGCCUCCUUCAAAUCUCAUAAUCCGGUAGGAGAUGGUUCGGUUCAAGCUCUUUACAACGGACUCGCCGGAUCUCUUCACGAUGCCGGCCAGACAUCAAACCAAGGGCAGCAUUUCCACCGUCCUCAGGCUCAGACCUUCGGAGCAGCGGCGCCAACUAUGAGCCAAACCCCGGCGCCGAGUGCAUCAGCUGGAGGAGGGGCCCCGGCUCAGCCGAGACAGCAGAGAGUGAGGGCUCGGAGGGGACAGGCCACUGAUCCUCACAGCAUCGCCGAAAGAUUACGGAGAGAGCGAAUCACAGAUAGGAUGAAAGCUCUUCAGGAACUUGUCCCUAAUGCCAACAAGACCGACAAGGCUUCAAUGCUUGAUGAGAUCAUCGACUAUGUCAAAUUCCUCCAGCUCCAAGUCAAAGUUCUCAGUAUGAGCCGUUUGGGCGGUGCCGCCGCUGUUGCUCCUCUCGUUGCUGAUAUGUCCUCUGAGGGCGGAGGCGACUGUAUACAGGGAAGUGGGGGGAGGACAGGUAACGGCAACCAGACGGCGUCAACCUCCAACACUAACGACAGCAUGGCGGUGACGGAGCACCAGGUGGCGAAGCUGAUGGAGGAGGACAUGGGCUCCGCCAUGCAGUACUUGCAGGGGAAAGGCCUCUGCCUGAUGCCCAUUUCUCUCGCCACCGCCAUCUCCACUGCCACGUGUCACUCCAGGAACCCCUUGAUGCCCUCAUCCGGCGGCCCCCACAACCCUCUCCUCCCCUCAAACGGCGACGGCCCCUCCUCCCCCAGCAUGUCCGUCCUGACCGUUCAGUCCGCCACCGUCGGUAACGGCGCCGCCGACACUUGCGCCGUUAAGGACGCCGCCUCCGUGUCCAAACCGUGAUGAGGCCACGCCGUGACCACCCUCUCCAUUAACGUAGACAAUAAAGCUCAGAACGACGCCGUAUUUAAGUAGACUUGGGGCCAGGCUCCAGCUAACACAGUGUUUGUUCAGUUUUUCUCACAAGUUAUUUUAUUGUAAUUUUAAGGGGGGGGGGGGGGGAGAGACUCCUUAAAUACAUAUAUGCUUUAAGCCGUGGCCUUUCUUAGUUUCUAUAAUAAUAUAAUUAAUGAGCUGGUGUGUCUCGACGCUAUUAUUAU
Molecule: messenger RNA, 1841 nt
Organism: Diospyros lotus (date-plum)
Lineage: Eukaryota; Viridiplantae; Streptophyta; Magnoliopsida; Ericales; Ebenaceae
Product: bHLH transcription factor RHL1-like
Exons: 8
Coding region: 223-1584 (453 amino acids)
Biological process (GO): regulation of transcription by RNA polymerase II
Cellular component (GO): nucleus
Molecular function (GO): protein dimerization activity; DNA-binding transcription factor activity, RNA polymerase II-specific; RNA polymerase II cis-regulatory region sequence-specific DNA binding
Source: RefSeq, a predicted model, not a curated record